CCGCAUCUCAUGAUCCUGCGAGCGUCUCUAGGUGAUUUAGCGCCGCCAGUCUGAAGCAGGUGUUCAACAUGGCGAUCUCGGGACUCGGAACUCACUCUAUUUCACUCUUUUUCUACGUGAUUUUCGCAACGUUUCUGCAUAAAGGAGCCGCUCAGACCAUCUCAGCACAGGGUCAGAACCUGGUGACGAAUAAUGUCUCGGUGGUCGAGGGCGAGACAGCCAUCAUCAGCUGCCAGGUAAAAGACAACGACGACUCCGUCAUCCAACUGCUCAACCCCAACCGACAGACCAUCUACUUCAGAGACGUUAGACCGUUGAAGGACAGUCGGUUUCAGCUGGUUAACUUCUCCGACAACGAGCUGCUGGUGUCGUUGUCCAACGUGUCACUCUCGGAUGAGGGACGGUACGUGUGCCAGCUCUACACGGAUCCUCCGCAAGAAGCCUACGCAGACAUCACUGUGCUGGUUCCACCAGGCAACCCAAUCUUAGAGUCCCGUGAGGAAAUCGUGAGCGAGGGGAACGAGACGGAGAUAACCUGCACCGCCAUGGGCAGCAAACCUGCUUCCACCAUCAAAUGGAUGAAAGGAGACCAACCACUGCAAGGUGAGGCGACUGUCGAGGAGUUAUACGACAGGAUGUUCACUGUCACCAGCCGGCUCAGGCUCACCGUCUCUAAGGAGGACGAUGGAGUGGCCGUCAUCUGCAUCAUUGACCACCCAGCCGUGAAGGACUUCCAGGCCCAGAAAUACCUGGAAGUGCAGUAUAAACCAGAGGUGCAGAUUGUGGUGGAAUUCCCUGAGGGUUUGACCAGAGAAGGAGAAAAUCUCGAGCUGACAUGCAAAGCUAACGGAAAACCGCAGCCUCAUCAAAUUAACUGGCUCAAAGUGGAUGAUGAUUUCCCCUCCCACGCCGUGAUUACUGGCUCUGAUCUCUUCAUCGAAAACCUUAACAAGUCCUACAACGGAACGUACCGCUGUGUGGCAUCUAACUUAGUGGGAGAAGCCUAUGAUGAUUACAUCCUUUAUGUAUAUGAUGUUCUCACCACAACCCCCCCACCCACCACUACCACCAUCAACGCUUUCCAAGAUUCAAGAGCAGAUGGAGCGCCUCAGAAAAUUGAUCACGCCGUCAUCGGCGGCAUUGUCGCGGUGGUUGUGUUCGCCAUGCUUUGUCUCCUGAUUGUUCUCGGACGAUAUUUUGCAAGACACAAAGGUACCUACUUUACCCAUGAAGCCAAAGGAGCGGACGAUGCCGCAGAUGCAGAUACUGCCAUCAUCAACGCAGAGGGGGGACACAACAAUUCGGAUGACAAGAAGGAGUACUACAUUUAACUCUGACUAGACCUGCUAGCUUCCUGUGCUGAACAGCAAACUGUGGACUGCUGGGUUGGGAGGGAGGGGUUGUGGGUUUCAAUCAGGCUGGAUUCGCACCUGUGCAGCUGAAGAGAUGGUGAGGAGAAGGUGCUGCCAUCGAGACGGACGGGGUGUGGGAUGGCAGAGCACUAGGAGAGCUCAAUUUUAGACCGCUUCACCAUCCAACACCUCCCGCUGGGGCCGGUUUUGUUCAGUUUCGACAUUCGCUAAGAAUUUUGUGCCUUGUUCUGUUCUUACUGAAGUUCCCACUUUCAUCAGGACACCCCACAAGCCACUGUCUCUCGAACGGUCUGAACCCACGGUUAUUUUGUUUUCGUUUCAUUUCGGUUUUAAUUGCCAGCGCUCUCUCUUACGCCGCUCUGUCUGCAGGUCUGAAAGAACGCCACACAGAUAAAGUUUCGAUGUAAGAUUCGGUCACAGAACGACCGCUUGGGUUGUUUUCAUGGAUUGGUUCCAAGUAAUUUAUUUGGCAAAUUGCCUGUUGCUCUCCUCAGUCCCUUAGAGAAGAUAGAAACCUCUUUUGUUGUGACCAGCAACAUUCAGCAGCAGUAUUGUGUUGUUGCAUUAUUUAUUAGAUAUACUGUAUCUAAGAUUAAAAUCGGCUUGUGUUGAUAUUAGGGCUGUCAAUUGAACACAUUACUUCAAUAACAUUAUAUAUAUAUACAUAUAAUGGUCAAUAUAUAUAUAUAUAUAUAUAUAUAUAUAUAUAU
Messenger RNA from Carassius gibelio (silver crucian carp), 2083 nucleotides. RefSeq names its product cell adhesion molecule 1-like. The record is from RefSeq and is a predicted model, not a curated record. NCBI's taxonomy places the organism in Eukaryota, Metazoa, Chordata, Actinopteri, Cypriniformes, Cyprinidae. Gene Ontology annotation, biological process: cell recognition; detection of stimulus; susceptibility to natural killer cell mediated cytotoxicity. Bases 69 to 1331 code for a protein of 420 amino acids. Gene Ontology annotation, cellular component: synapse; plasma membrane; neuron projection. Gene Ontology annotation, molecular function: signaling receptor binding. The transcript is spliced from 11 exons.